AUGGCCUUGCCAAGCGAGGCAAGGACGCUGACAUGUGAGGGUUUAAAAUUCUGGUUAGGAUACUCAAGAAGAUCGCCGCCACUCGACGGCCAUAUAGGCAUCUACAGUCUACUGGUGGGUAAGAUUACAACAGGCAGUAGUAGUCAGCUAUCAGCAAAGUCAACACUCAGCACUGAUACAAGGUGGCCUCGCUUCGCGCAGGAGCCUCGCUUAGUGCUUGGCGCGGAAGCCUCUCCAAGCACCGACAGCCUCACCCGCCUUCGUCGGCAGCCUCACCAGUGGAGAAGAGGAGCCCGGUGGAGAAGGAGCGAGAGGGGGCCACUGGUGGAUGAGAAGAGGAGGGAGUGCGCUGGAUCUCGGAUGAAGAGAAGAGGAGGGAGGGUGCCGGCCUCCUUGUCGAUGCGCGGGCCGCAUCCGCUCCGCCAACUCCCGCGCUCGGCAUCUCUGGAUGGGGCCGGGCCUGUCCUCUCCAGUGAUGAAGAGGAGGGGCGUCAGUGGAGGAGAAGGGAAGGGGGCCGCGGGUGGAGGAGAGGGUCAGGGAGAGCGCUGGAUCUCGGCAAAGGAAGCGACGAUGGAGGCUGCCGGACUCCCGCCGGCAGAGGAGAAGAUGAGAGGGCUGCCGGCGGCGAUGGAGAUGGGCAGCUGGGUGCUGGCCGUGGGGGUGGGGACGAGCGCGGUGGUGGGGGUGGACCGGUGGAGACUGGAGAGUGGAGACAGGCGCUGAGAAGUGGGAGGAAGGGGAUGAGAGCGAGCCAGCGAAGGGAGCAAGGCACAUGGGAGUGGCAGUGGCCAGUGGAAUAG
Miscanthus lutarioriparius is the source of this 801-nucleotide messenger RNA. NCBI's taxonomy places the organism in Eukaryota, Viridiplantae, Streptophyta, Magnoliopsida, Poales, Poaceae. The record is from the annotation of a GenBank genome assembly.